CCCAACGAUGCUCCAAUUACGGGAGCAACGCAAGUUUGUCAUUGUCCCGAGAAAGCGGAGCAGCGUGAUUCUUGCCCAUUUCAGCAGAACUGCUGGCAUCCUUCAGCCGGUGGAGCCAGCGCUCCUGUUGUGAUCUUUCCAGGGAGACCCACGACCCUGCCCAGCACAGCAAAAAGACCCUCUUGGAGCCGCGACCGCUGCCCGGAUCGGCUGACUUGCCCCUGCCCCAGCCGCGGCUGGUUCCGUACACCUCUUCCACUUCAUUCAUCUGUGGAUGAUUUUGAGUCCAUCUUGUAAAUGUUUAGCAUUUUGCUGCUUUACUGCUUCUUUCUGGGGACAGUUCCAGCACUGGCCGAGACCGGCGGAGAGAGGCGAGUGAGCCCGGAGAAGAGCGAAAUAUGGGGCCCCGGGCUCAAAGCGGCUGUCGUCCUUCCCGCGCGCUAUUUCUAUAUUCAGGCGGUGGACACAUCAGGAAAUAAAUUCACAACUUCUCCGGGUGAGAAAGUGUUCCAGAUUAAAAUCUCAGCACCAGAUGAGCAGUUCACUAGAGUUGGGGUCCAGGUUUUAGAUCGAAAGGAUGGGUCCUUCAUAGUAAGAUACAGAAUGUAUGCCAGCUACAAAAAUCUGAAGGUAGAAGUUAAAUUCCAAGGUCAACAUGUGGCCAAAUCUCCAUAUAUUUUAAAAGGGCCGGUUUACCAUGAGAAUUGUGACUGUCCCUUGGAAGACACGGCAGCCUGGCUCCGCGAGAUGAGCUGCCCAGAAACCAUCCCUCAGAUUCAGAGAGAUCUGGCACAGUUCCCUAGUGUCGAUCCAGAAAAGAUUGCCACAGAAAUCCCAAAACGAUUCGGACAAAGGCAGAGCUUAUGUCAUUAUACCUUGAAGGACAACAAGGUUUAUAUCAAGACUCAUGGUGAACAUGUAGGUUUUAGGAUUUUCAUGGAUGCCAUACUGCUGUCUCUGACUAGAAAAGUGAAGAUGCCCGACGUGGAGUUUUUUGUUAAUUUGGGAGACUGGCCUUUGGAAAAGAAGAAAUCUGGUUCCCACAUCCAUCCGAUCUUUUCCUGGUGUGGCUCCACGGAUUCCAAGGAUAUCGUGAUGCCUACCUACGACCUGACCGACUCUGUUCUCGAAACCAUGGGCCGAGUAAGUCUGGAUAUGCUGUCCGUGCAAGCCAACACGGGCCCUCCCUGGGAAAGCAAAAACUCCACCGCUGUCUGGAGGGGGCGAGACAGCAGAAAAGAGAGACUCGAGCUGGUGAAACUCAGCCGAAAACACCCGGAGCUCAUCGAUGCUGCUUUCACCAACUUUUUCUUCUUUAAACACGACGAGAGCCUGUAUGGUCCCAUCGUGAAACACAUUUCAUUUUUUGAUUUCUUCAAGCAUAAGUACCAGAUAAACGUCGACGGCACGGUUGCAGCCUACCGCCUGCCCUACCUGCUGGUUGGUGACAGUGUGGUGCUAAAGCAGGACUCCAUCUACUAUGAACACUUUUAUAAUGAGCUGCAGCCCUGGAAACACUACAUUCCUGUUCGAAGCAACCUGAGCGACCUCCUGGAAAAACUGAAGUGGGCAAAAGAUCACGAUGAAGAGGCAAAGAAGAUAGCAAAAACAGGACAAGAAUUUGCGAGAAAUAAUCUCAUGGGUGACGACAUAUUCUGUUAUUAUUUUAAACUUUUCCAGGAAUAUGCCAAUUUACAAGUGAGUGAGCCCCAGAUCCGAGAGGGCAUGGAGCGGGUGCAGCCGCAGACCGAGGACGACCUCUUCCCUUGCGCAUGCCACAGGAAGAAGGUAACCCGCACUGGCCCUCUGGCCAUGUCAGCGUCAGAACUAAGGGCGACCCAUGUCCUCCUUCAUCCCUUUCCUGCUACCUGAUUUCCUCCGGGAGCCUCCAGGCAGUUCAUUCUAGCAGAGGCAGACAUAGCAGGUACCGACAAGGCAAAAGACAGGCGGUAAGAUGCAGUCAUGUGAGAAGACGUGGGAGCUCCCAGCAAAACAGAGGGAAGCCUUUUCUACUGUGAGAAUUCAGAUCACAUGGCAUUUGAAUAGAUGUGUACAGUUUGAAAAGUAUUUUCACAUGUAUCCUCUAAUGGCCUGUGAGACGAUUUCUGCAAAGUUAAUCACCACAAUAUAAAGAUAGCAAAAUAUAUAACCAUGACUAUUCGUGUUAACAGAUGAUUCAUUUAAAAGCAAUCUCAGGAGUUCCCGAGUGGCUCAGCAGUAAUGAACCCAACUGUUU
Messenger RNA from Phacochoerus africanus (Common warthog), 2236 nucleotides. RefSeq names its product protein O-glucosyltransferase 2 (gene POGLUT2). The transcript has 9 exons. The coding region runs from base 298 to 1872 and encodes 524 amino acids. Lineage: Eukaryota; Metazoa; Chordata; Mammalia; Artiodactyla; Suidae. The record is from RefSeq and is a predicted model, not a curated record. Gene Ontology annotation, molecular function: glucosyltransferase activity; protein binding. Gene Ontology annotation, cellular component: endomembrane system.